Molecule: messenger RNA, 2484 nt
Organism: Cygnus atratus (black swan)
Lineage: Eukaryota; Metazoa; Chordata; Aves; Anseriformes; Anatidae
Gene: XPNPEP2
Product: X-prolyl aminopeptidase 2
Molecular function (GO): metalloaminopeptidase activity
Source: RefSeq, a predicted model, not a curated record
AUGCAUCCGCGGGUCCCCAGGGAGCUGGUGGGUGUAGUUGCUAAGCCUCUCUCUGUCAUAUUUGAGAAGUCGUGGCAGUCCGGUGAAGUUCCCUCUGACUGGAAGAGGGGAAACCCCAGCAAGACCACGGAGCAGAUCCUCCUGGAAACUGUGCUAAGGCCCGUGGAAAAUAAGGAGGUGAUUGGUGACAGCGAACAGGGCUUCACUAAAGGCAGAUCGUGCCUGAAAAACCUGGGGGCCUUCUACAAUGGGGUUACAGCACUGGUGGAUAGGGGAGGAACAACUGACAUCAUCUACCUGGACUUGCGUAAAGCACUUGAUGCUGUCCCCCAUGCAUCCCUCCGCCCCUGGGGCAAAGGCGCAGGAGGAGGGACCUGUCACCCCCGGCACUGCCGAAACGUCCCUUCCUCUGCCAGCAGCUCGGGGACUCGAGCAGCCAUGGAGCCCUCCCGGUGGAUCGCAGCCUGGCUGCUCCUUCUCCAGGCCUGCACCCCAGGAUGCUCACAGCAGGCCGUGUCCCCCAGGACCGACAUUCGGGACUGCUCUGUGGACCCACCGUACCUGCCCCCCACGGCCACCAACACCACGGCGCGGCUCGCCGCUCUGCGGGAUGCCAUGCGCGCCCACAGCAUCCACGCCUACAUCGUGCCCUCCACGGAUGCCCACAUGAGCGAGUACAUCGCCGAGCGGGAUUCCCGUCUGGGCUGGCUGACCGGCUUCACCGGCUCUGCGGGCACCGUCGUGGUGACACAGGACAGGGCGGCCCUGUGGACCGACAGCCGCUACUGGACGCAGGCAGAGCGGCAGCUGGACUGCAACUGGGAGCUGCAGAGGACAACAUGGAUCAAGUACAUUGGGCAGUGGAUCCUGGAGUCGGUUCCUGCAGGGGGCAAUGUCAGCCUGGACCCGUUCCUCUUCUCCAUCGACACCUGGAACAGCUACAGCCAGGCUCUACAGGGCUCUGGCAGGGCCUUGCUGCCCAUGGAGACCAACCUCGUGGACCAAGUGUGGGGCGACCAGAGACCCCCUCCGGCCUCCAGCGAGAUCUACAGCCUCCCGGCAGAGUUCACGGGGAGCAGCUGGCAGGAGAAGGUGGCCGGGAUCCGGCAGCAGAUGGAGGAGCACACCCAGAGCCCCACGGCCGUGCUGCUCUCCGGGCUGGAGGAGACCGCCUGGCUCUUCAACCUCCGUGGAGAUGACAUCCCCUACAACCCUGUCUUCUACUCCUACACACUGCUGACCAGCACCAACAUAAGCCUGUUCGUGGACGAGGCGCGCCUGACGGCAGAGGCACGGCAGUCCCUGCGGGCUGACUGCCCCGGGCCGCUCUGCGUGGAGCUGCGGAACUACAGCCAGGCACGUGCCCACCUCCAGCGCUACGCCCAGGGCAACGUCACGGUCUGGCUCGGCACCGAGUACACCACCUACGGCCUCUACAGCGUCGUUCCCCAGGAGAAGCUGGUGGAGGACAGCUACUCCCCGGUGAUGCUGGCCAAGGCUGUGAAGAACGAGAAGGAGCAGGAGCUGUUGCGAGCUGCUCACGUUCGGGACGCGGUGGCUGUCAUCCAGUACCUGCUGUGGUUGGAGAAGAUGGUGCCGCAGGGGCAGGUGGACGAGUUUUUGGGUGCCCGCCACAUCGAUGCCCUCCGACGGGCCCAGCAGCACAGCCACGGGCCCAGCUUCGAGUCCAUCUCUGCCAGCGGGCUCAACGCGGCACUCGCCCACUACAGCCCAUCCAACACCAGCAGACGGAAGCUGUCGGUGGAUGAGAUGUACCUGUCGGACACCGGCGGGCAGUACCUGGAUGGCACCACAGACAUCACGCGGACCAUGCACUGGGGCACCCCGACCCCACUCCAGAAGGAAGCCUACACCCGCGUGCUGAUGGGCAACAUUGACCUCUCCCGCCUCGUCUUCCCGCCCAACACGGCCGGGAGAAACGUGGAGUCCUUCGCCCGCCGGGCGCUCUGGGACGUGGGGCUCAACUACGGCCACGGGACCGGCCACGGCAUCGGCAACUUCCUCUCGGUCCAUGAGUGGCCCGUGGGUUUCCAGUCCAACAACGUGCCGCUGACUGCAGGCAUGUUCACGUCCAUCGAGCCCGGCUACUACCGGGAUGGAGAGUUCGGGAUCCGCAUCGAGGACAUCGCGCUCGUGGUGGAGGCGCAGACCAAGCACCCCACCGGGGAGGAGCCCUUCCUGACCUUCGAGGUGGUGUCGCUGGUGCCCUACGACCGCAACCUCAUCGACGUCAGCCUCCUGUCGCAGGAGCAGAUAAAGUACCUGAACGCCCACUAUGAGACCAUCCGGGCACGUGUGGGGCCGGAGCUGCAGCGGCAGCAGCUGGAGGAGGAGUACCGCUGGCUGCAGAGGAACACCGAGCCCUUCCCGCUGGCCAGCACCAGCACCACCACCGCCACCACGCUGGGCACGCUGGCCAUCAGCUCGCUUGUCUCCAUGCUGCUCACUGAGCUGCAGGCCUGA